Molecule: messenger RNA, 2058 nt
Organism: Fulvia fulva
Lineage: Eukaryota; Fungi; Ascomycota; Dothideomycetes; Mycosphaerellales; Mycosphaerellaceae
Product: Transmembrane protein
Exons: 2
Coding region: 1-2058 (685 amino acids)
Biological process (GO): transport
Molecular function (GO): transporter activity
Source: RefSeq, a predicted model, not a curated record
AUGGCUGCCUGGCAACACAUGGCCACUGCCAUGAUGGCAGACGGCCAGCAGGAUCAGAGCGGAGGCACAGGACAAGGCUUUGGUAGGGUGGUGCUGAUCGUGACUGGAGUCUUUGCACUCAGCGCCAUCAUCCUCACCUUUGGAUCGAUCUUCCUCCAAGCCAAAAACUACCGCAAACCGCUGCUCCAACGACAUGUCAUCCGCAUCGUCAUUCUGGUUCCCAUCUUCUCCGCCGCCUCCUGGGCAUCCCUCACCUCGCUCCGUGUCGCCUUCUGGAUCGAUCCUCUCCGCGAUGUCUACGAAGCCUUCACUAUCUACACCUUCUUUCAGAUCCUCGUCAACUUCCUAGGUGGCGAGCGAUCUUUGAUCAUCAUGAUGCAUGGGCGAGCACCGGUCAACCACCUAUGGCCGGUGAACCACUUGUUUGGGAAAGUGGACAUAAGCGACCCGCACACAUUCUUACAGAUCAAGAGAGGAAUAUUGCAAUAUGCAUGGAUCAAGCCAGUUCUGGCAAUCGUGACGAUAGCGUGCAAAGCCACAGGGACGUUCAGGGAGGGAAUCAUUGCAGUCAAUUCAGGAUACUUCUGGACGGGCCUGAUCUACAACGUCAGCAUUUGCUGGUCUCUAUAUGACCUGGCCUUGUUCUGGGUCUGUAUGAGCGACGAUCUGCAGCCAUUCAGGCCGAUGCCCAAAUUCUUGUGCAUCAAAGGCAUAAUCUUUGCCUCGUGGUGGCAAGGCUUCUUGCUUUCGAUACUGGUCUGGAUUGGCUUAAUCCCAAGUCUGCCGCAAGGAGGAUAUACUGCAGACAAUCUGGCAGCGGCUAUUCAAGAUGCGCUCAUCUGCUUCGAGAUGCCUUUCUUUGCCAUUUGGCACUGGUAUGCUUUCAGCUGGAAGGACUAUGCGGACAGGACUAUUAGCGAUGCCAGGAUGCCGAUCAGAUUUGCACUAAGAGAUGCGUUUGGGCCACGAGAUCUUAUCGAAGAUUGCAAAGAGACCUUCUCUGGCAAGAAGUACGAGUACAGAUAUUUCGAUGCUGAAGACAACGUCAUGGCGCAUGAAGACUCGUCAAGUAGGCAGGCACGGAUGGCGGAGGGCAUGCGUUACGAAAGGAAUGGCAGAGGAAAGUACUGGGUGCCUUCACCCACAGAGCAUAGACAACCACUUCUUGGUCGAUUCAGCAACGCAAGAACAAUGAGCCCAGGAGGCGGCAAGGACAGAUCGACAAGUCGCAGCAAAGACUACGGCACGAAUCACGAGCCCGACGAGCCAGAACUUGAUACAGAAGAAGAACGCCUUUACCAGAACGCACGUGCUCUUGAGUUUGGUGAUUGGAACUACCCUGUCAUCAACACGCACUAUGCCACACGAGAGGAUCGACUAGCCGACCCAAACACCAUCUCACAGACAACAAAUAGAAGACUGCUGCAGCCCACGUCUGAUCAGAGGCAAAAACGGAAGAGCAGAAUCGCAGAUAUCAAGAAAAAUGUGCAUCAGCACGACCGGCCAGAGACAUCCUCUAGUGGCAGUGGCGAAGGCAGUUCUGAAGGUGGCAUUGUAUCGAAAGGAAAGGAGAAGCUGUCGAAAGCUCCGGUUGUGGGUAACCUCGUCCGCUCUGAAUCCGACGAUUCGCAAGCCUCAAAGAAGAGCCAUAGCUCACAGCUCGUGGAUCUGGUCGUCGAAGACCACCAAGCAGAAGAGGUCGAACGUGUCCGAGCCAGAAAGGAGGGUGGACCUGGCUGGAACAGCAUCGAGCAGAAGCACUUUGUCAAGACGUACCCCAACGAGCAAGAGGCUGAAGAGGUCCGCCAAGGCUUCAAUCCUGAUGAACCUGAAAGGAAGAUUCAGGAUCAGAACCACACACUCACAGACCCUUUCACGGAAGGUGACGGCCAAGAUGAACCACCCAUGGCCGUAUCAGAUACCCCUGGUCGUGAUCAGACUGGUCAUGAGCAACCGUGGGAGGAAAGGACCUACGAUGGAUCUGACGAUGCGCAAAGGAAGGACGUGCCCAGUCCCGACUUUGAGGACGAAAGGAAUGCUUGGGGUGGCGAUAGGUAG